AUGGGUGAUGGAGAAGAGUCGACCGUGACCAAGAGUGGUACGAUGGACAGCAGAGGCGUUGUCAGUGCGACGCCGUAUUCUUUGCAUACUUCCGACAAUCCGGGAGCCAUGAUCACGUCGGUGACGUUGACGGGUGAAAAUUAUGGUGAAUGGUCUAGUGAGAUGACCAACGCUCUUCGUGCAAAACGAAAACUUGGGUUCGUUAAUGGUACGAUUCCGAAGCUUCUUGCAAAUGAUUCUAACUUGGAGCUUUGGCUCUCGGUUAAUUCGAUGAUUGUGGGAUGGAUUCACACGUCUAUUAAGCCUCGGGUGAGGUCUACUGUUACGUUUGUGCAAGAUGCUCAUCAGUUUGGGAAAAUCUUCGCAAACGAUUCUCUGUUGUUGUGGGAAGAGUUGGAUAUGUACUCGCCUCUCCCAAGCUGUACGUGUGGAGCAGCUCCGGAGAUAGAGAAAGCACGAGAGGCGGAGAAGAUGCAUCAGUUCGUGAUGGGUCUUGAUGAAUCAAGGUUUGGAGUUGUGCGAGAAGAACAACGUCUUAACUCGACAAAGGAUCGAGAGUCGCAGCAAAACGCAAUUGGGUUUACAGCCAAGACUGAAAUGGAUCAGGCUACUUCGCGUACUGGUCUUGCUAGGUCAGGAAGACGCUCGCAGUGUGCUCACUGCAGGAGAACAGGACAUGACAAGUCGAACUGUUGGCAACUGGUUGGGUUUCCUGAUUGGUGGGAAGAGCGUGCGUCGUCUAACAGAGGAAACACUGGAGCAAACAGAGGUGGCGGCAGAGGAGGUCGUGGUCGUGGGUCUUCUGGUGCUGAUCGCUCGCGUAACACUGGAGCUCGAGUGAAUAAUGCACACGCGACUACUUCGAACUCUUCUUGUUUUCCUGGCUUUACCGAUGAGCAGUGGGCAGCUCUCUCCCAGAUGAUUGAUGAAAGAGCACGCCCAUCGAAUGACAAGCUCUCUGGUAAGACUAGACUUGGUGAUCUUAUAUUGGAUACUAAAGCGUCUCACCAUAUGACUGGAGAUCUUUCUCUGUUAGUUAACACGUCGGUGAUACCGCCGUGUCCUACAGGGUUCGCAGACGGAAAUAAAACGUUUGCGACUCAUGUUGGAAAGCUUCCCUUGACAGAUCGUGUCACGCUGGAUAAAGACCGUUUUACGAGGACCCUGAUUGGAGCCGGUAGAGAGCGAGAUGGGGUAUACUACUUUCAAGAUGUCAUGGCUGCGAGGGGACCGUAUCGAACUCGUUCUUCUAGUGGUGCAGUCUAUUUCUUGACUAUUGUAGAUGAUUACUCGAGAGCUGUAUGGACGUACUUUCUACUUGAGAAAUCUGAAGUUAAAACCGUACUACAAAAUUUCUGCACAAUGACGUACAAACAGUUUGGAAAGCACGUCAAGAUUGUGCGAUCCGAUAAUGGUACUAAGUUUACUUGUCUUGGUAGCUAUUUUCGAGAACAUGGAGUUGUGCAUCAAAUGUCUUGUGUUGGAACGCCUCAGCAGAAUGGGUGUGUUAAGAGAAAACACAUACACAUUUUAAAUGUGUCUCGAGCACUCUUGUUUCAAAGUAAGCUACCAGUUAAGUUCUGGGGCGAGGCCGUCAUGACAGCGGCUCAUUUGAUUAACAGAACGCCUACUAAGGUUCUUCAGAGGCGUUCUCCGUAUGAGAUAUUCUACGGAACUAUACCAGAGUAUGAACAUCUUCGAGUUUUUGGGAGCUUGUGCUACACGCAUCAUCGUUCUCGUGAUAAAGAUAAAUUUGGACCACGAAGCCGAAGAUGUAUCUUUAUCGGGUAUCCAUUUGGUCAGAAAGGUUGGAAGGUGUACGAUUUGGAGAAGAAGGAAUUUCUUAUCAGUCGAGAUGUUGUGUUUUAUGAAACAGAGUUUCCGAUGGCCUCUGUUUCGGUUCUACCUCAAUUGUCUGUCUUGUCCCCGACUGUUGCUUCUAAUGAUGAUUGGAUUUUUCUCCCAGAGUCGGAGCUAGUGUUGGAUGAAAGAGGGAGUACUGACAUCUCUAGUGAACGUGAACGGGUUGCAGAGGUUGCUCAGCCGUCAAGUUGUGUCACUGAAACAGAGCAUGCGAUAGAGCUUCCUCCAUCACCACCAGUAAUAUCUGAUACUUUUGUUCCUGCUCAGCAGUCUUCCUCUCCAGAAGAAGUCUUAGGACGCGGGCAACAUGUUCGAGCUCCGCCGGUUAAGUUUCAAGAUUAUGUUGCUUACAACACAGCCUACAUACAAUGUAAAGGUUAA
This is a messenger RNA of Brassica rapa (field mustard), 2244 nucleotides long. RefSeq lists its product as uncharacterized. Gene Ontology annotation, molecular function: nucleic acid binding. The record is from RefSeq and is a predicted model, not a curated record. Gene Ontology annotation, biological process: DNA integration. Lineage: Eukaryota; Viridiplantae; Streptophyta; Magnoliopsida; Brassicales; Brassicaceae.